UCAGGAAACAUCAGACGGAGCUUUUAUAAGGUUAGAACAACGUUCGAGCAACGUUCGGGGAACGUUCGGGGAACGUUUAACGGUCGAACGGUUCGUCCCGCUGACGUCAGACUGGCUGUAACGUCCGGGGCUGUGCGUCGCGUCGAAACGGUGCUUUCUGUCUCAGCAGUGCAGCCGGUUGUCAUGGCGUCUCCAGGGAGACAGGGAGGUGGUGGAGGUGGAGGUGGAGGAGGAGGUGGCGCUCUGUCCACGAGAGGAGGCGGCGGUGCCAGGAGGAUGAAGUGGGCUCUGGAGCUGAGCUUGGGUAACACCAGGAGUCGCAGUGACCGUCAGGGCGGUCAGGGAGACGUCGUCUACCCCAUCGGCUACUCCGAGAAACCCGUCCCGGACACCAGCAUCCAGGAGAACGACAAGAACCUGGUGGAGAAGCGUUGUUGGGACGUGGCCCUCGGGCCCCUGAAACAGAUCCCCAUGAACCUGUUCAUCAUGUACAUGUCGGGCAACACCAUCUCCAUCUUCCCCAUCAUGAUGGUCUGCAUGAUGGCCUGGAGGCCCAUACAGGCGCUCAUGUCCAUGUCUGCCACCUUCAAGCUGUUGGAGAGCUCCAGUCAGCAGUGGCUUCAGGGCCUCGUCUACCUGAUCGGUAACCUGCUCGGCUCGGCGUUGGCCAUCUACAAGUGUCAGUCGAUGGGACUGCUGCCGACACACUCGUCCGAUUGGCUGGCAUUCAUAGAACCGCCUCAGAGGAUGGAGAUCAUGGGUGGAGGGAUGGUGUUGUGAAGAGGACGGAGCGUGAACGUACCAGAUUAAAAUAUUUACAGAGGUUUAUAUACUGUACAUUCUGCAACACAUUCAGCUUUCUACGCUCACACACUCGUUUUGUUUGUCUGUCAUCACCUAUGUUGUCCUCAUUCAUCUUUUUAUUAUUAUUAUUUUAAUUCAGCAGAGCAUCAUGUUGACCACUGUCAAACUAUUUUUCUUUUCAGCUGAAAUGUUACUUCAUUUAUGAAUUUAUGUUACAGCGUACAAAGUUUAUACCCAGUUUUCAGGGAGGGCAACAUCAUUAACACAUAACUUUAGCUCUCUAUAACGCCUAAAACAGUUAGUUAGGUGUUUUAAUUUUCAUAGAAAAUAAUCUCUUAUUAGGUUAUUAGUUUCUUUUUUCUUCUUGGAAGUGAAACAUGAUUUCAGCACGCUAAAGUCAGCAACAUUUACUAACCCUGUUUAUAAUUUAUAGGUCUGUUUAAUUUAUACUGAUUACGCUCUGUGAAAGUGAAUCCUUAUUGGCCGAAUUCAAAUGUUUUUUUCAACUGUGUCAAUAAACGUGUCCGAGGAAAA
Molecule: messenger RNA, 1338 nt
Organism: Larimichthys crocea (large yellow croaker)
Lineage: Eukaryota; Metazoa; Chordata; Actinopteri; Sciaenidae
Gene: emc4
Product: ER membrane protein complex subunit 4
Exons: 6
Coding region: 184-780 (198 amino acids)
Source: RefSeq, a predicted model, not a curated record